Messenger RNA from Gloeophyllum trabeum ATCC 11539, 1470 nucleotides. RefSeq names its product peptidase C1B, bleomycin hydrolase. The transcript has 5 exons. Gene Ontology annotation, biological process: response to toxic substance; L-homocysteine catabolic process; proteolysis. NCBI's taxonomy places the organism in Eukaryota, Fungi, Basidiomycota, Agaricomycetes, Gloeophyllales, Gloeophyllaceae. Gene Ontology annotation, molecular function: cysteine-type aminopeptidase activity. The record is from RefSeq and is a predicted model, not a curated record. Gene Ontology annotation, cellular component: cytoplasm. The coding region runs from base 1 to 1470 and encodes 489 amino acids.
AUGCGGCUAGUCUCUGACACACUGCUUGACGAGAAGCGCGCCGCCCGAAGGAGUCUCCUGGAGGGACAGGGCUCCCCACACCGCCCUCACAAAGCACCCAAGUCCGCAGAUGGCUCUCUGAAGCUGAGCAACAUCUCCGAGUGGGAGGCCUCUGCCUCGAGCCCGGUCCAUACCCUCGCACGGACAGUCCUCCCGCUCAGCGACCUCAGCGUGCUGCAGCGCAGGAGUGUGCACGUCAAGGACAGUCCUCAUGUGUUCAACACGGAGGUUGAGUUCAAGACGGCACCCAUCGCGAACCAGAGGCAGAGCGGGCGUUGCUGGUUGUUCGCGUCCACGAACGUCCUGAGGUACCCGAUUAUGAAGAAGCUGAACUUGAAAGAGUUCGAGCUGUCCCAGAGUUACCCCUACUUCUACGACCACCUUAACAAGGCGAACUACUUCCUCGAGCUGGCCAUCGAGGAUCCCGAGCUCCCUCUUGACUCCCGUCUCUUCUCGACGCUGUCGCGAGACAUGAUCUCCGACGGUGGUCAGUGGGACAUGGCUGUGAACCUGUUCGAGACGUACGGCGUCGUUCCGCAGGACAUCUACCCCGAGACGGUGCACACGAGCCUCUCCGCGCCGAUGAACAAGCUUCUCAAGACCAAGGUCCGCGAGCACGCGCUGGUCCUCCGCAAACUGGCGGCGUCGCUCAAGUCCGACAACCUCAGCAAGGACGAGCUCGUGGCGUCCCUUCGCGCGAAGAAGGAGGAGCUGAUGGCGGAGACGUACCGGAUUAUCACAGCAACAAUGGGGCUCCCGCCGAAGCCGGACGAGAAGUUCGUCUGGGACUACUACGACAAGGACGGCAAGUACCACAAGUGGGAGGGCACGCCCGUCGAGUUCUACCAGCAGUUCGUUGGGAAGCAGCCUGCUGAGAGCUUCUCGCUGAUCAACGACCCGCGGAACCCAUACAACACGUUGUACACGGUUGAUAAGCUCGGCAACCUGUGGGGCGGUCGGCCAGUACUCUACGUUAACACUGAGAGCGAGAAAAUGUCCUCAACGGUCGUCAAGCUGCUCAAGGCAGGACAGCCGGUCUUCUUCGGGUGCGACGUCCUGCAGCAGGAGGACCGGCAGCGCGGCAUUCUCGACCUCGACCUGUUCGACUUCGAGACGCCGUUCGACAUCAAGCUGAGCCUGAGCAAGGCGGAGCGGCUUGCGCUCGGCGAGUCGUCGAUGACGCACGCGAUGGUGUUCACGGGCGUGCACCUCGACGAGAACGGCAAGCCGCUGCGGUACAAGGUCGAGAACGCGUGGGGCACGAAUAUCGGAAAGGAGGGCUGGUUCGUCAUGACGCAGGAGUGGUUCGAGCAGUUCGUUUAUCAGGUCGUUGUGCCGAAGUCGUUUGCACCAAAGGAGCUCGUGAAAGUACUGGAGGCGGGCAACCCGACGGUGCUUCCUGCGUGGGAUCCCAUGGGUGCUUUGGCAUAG